GGCCUCUCGCGACCCUUCCCGUGAUGCCCCGCACCCAGCCGCCGCCGUUGCCAGGUAGCCUGCGGUCCUUGGCUGCUAGCUGCGCGGGUUUCCGCUGGGUGAUGGGGCUGCGGGAUCUCCCGCCGUUCCUGCUCUUGCUCCUGGACUGCUGGGCCUCCGUGAGCGCCCAGGCCGGGGACACCCCGGUGGUGACGACAGAGGCCCUGAACUCCACGAAGCCAGCCCCGACGACUUUCCGACCUGCUGUAUCUCCUAGGCCGCAUGAAGCCCCCAGGGCUCCCAGGCCUACCCCGGUCACGGACGUUGCUGCUCUGUGUGUCUGUGACUUGUCUCCAGCACUGUGUGAUGUCAACUGCUGUUGUGAUCCUGAUUGCAGCUCCGUGGAUUUCAGUGUCUUUUCUGCCUGCUCAAUCCCAGUUGUCACGGGUGAUAGUCAGUUUUGUAGUCAAAAAGCAGCCAUCUAUUCAUUGAAUUUUACAGCAGACCCACCUCAGAGAGUAUUUAAACUUGUUGACCAAAUCAAUCCAUCUAUUUUCUGCAUUCACAUUACAAACUAUAAACCUGCAUUAUCCUUUAUUAAUCCAGAAGUGCCUGAUGAAAGCAAUUUUGAUAAAUUAAUUAAAACAUCUGAUGGUUUUUCAUCGAAUGCAGAAUCAGAUAUUUCCUUGACAACCAAACCGGAUGCUCCAAAUACUGCAAAAUAUGAGUAUGGGGUUCAUCUGCAGACUUCACAUUCAUUUCUGAGAUUUCCUUCUCCCCUUACAUCAUCUCUGUGCACCGAUAGUAACCCUGCAGCAUUUCUGGUUAACCAAGCUGUUAAGUGCACCAGAAGGAUAAAUUUGGAACAGUGUAAAGAAAUUGAAACCCUGAGCCUGGCUUAUUACAGCAGCCCUAAAAUUUUGAGGGUGCCUGGUUCAGGAACACAGGUCCCUAUCACUGUUCAGUCCAUCAUCAUUCAGUCUCUAAAUAAAACGCUAACCCGACUGGAAGACACUGACACUGAUGUAUUGAGGCCGCUGGUUCUUGUCGAGGCUGGGCAUGAUAAAAUCUGCACUAACGUCGUUCUUGAGGUGAAGUAUAGCCUCACAUAUACAAAUGCAGGUGAGAUAAUAAAAGCUGAUGUCUUUGUUCUUCUGGGAGCAGUUAGCAGUGCUAUGGUUCCAUUCCAGCAAAAGUUUGAAAUUUAUUUUAUUCAGCAAAAUACAAAGCCAGUUCCUCUCAGUGGAAACCCUGGUUAUGUUGUGGGACUCCCGUUAGCUGCUGGAUUUCAGCCUCAGAAGGGGUCUGGGAUUAUGCAGACCACGAACAGAUAUGGACAACUUACUCUUCUUCGUAGCACAGCUGAGCAAGACUGCUUAGCAAUAGCGGGGAUCCGGACUCCAGUAUUAUUUGGUUACAACAUGCAAUCUGGCUGUAAACUCAGACUGACCAAAGCUAUCACGUGUCAGCUGGUAGCGCAGAAGGUGGAGAGCCUGCUGAAGGGCCAGGGCUUCCCAGAUUAUGUGGCCCCUUUUGGAAAUUCUCAGGCCCAGGAUGUGCUGGACUGGGUACCCGUCCACUUCGUUACCCAGACGCCCCACAUGAAGGAUCCUUGCCAGCUCCCAGUGGCGUUGGCUAUAGAAGUGAAGUGGACUAAAUACGGAUCCUUGUUGAACCCACAGGCGAAAAUCGUCAAUGUAACUGCAAAUCUGAUUUCAUCCUCGUUUCCUGAGAGUGGUCAUAUGAAAGGAUGCACUGGUUCCUUCAUAUACGUGUGAAAUGUGAAAACUGUACAUUUGAUGAGAUUAAGUUUUAUAUACAGCUAGUAAUUGUCCAGCUUGUUGUUCAUUUUCAAGCAAGAGUAAAGUGUUCGGCGUGAGAAAAAUAUAGUUUAUGAUACAUUUGUUAAACAGUGUGGGGUAGGCAUGGGAUGGGACGUUCUCAGUCACACCAAGGAAGAAAUAGAGCCUCUGAAAGACUGUGUCCCCCAGAAUCCAAGCUGGCGGCAGUGAGGCAAAGCCAUCAAAGCAAACCUCUCCCCAACAUGGCCCCAGGAGGGGCGGCUGUCUUCCUCGUCACAAGCCGGAGAGGCAGGUCUUCCCUUUGGGGUGGAGCAGGUAUGCCUCUAGUUCACCUCACCAAGAAGUCCGUGCUGUCUCAAUAGCUUGUUAAGUCUUUCAAUUUCUUGUUCCUGUUGUUACAAAAAGCAGACAAGUAACUGCAUGUACCUUCUGAGCCUCACCAGGGACGUGGCGGUCACACAGUGAGCCCCGGACACGCACAGGGACGCAGAGCUGAGUGAAAGCCAUACUUCUCGUGCCAUCAGCCAGCCGGGGCCCAGCGGCGACGGCCGUGAGGAGAGAGGCCUGGCGAAGCUGCAGGGGAGGAGGCAACGCCUAAGCUGAAUCCGAAAGGACGAGGAAGGCCUGACCGAGGGAAGUGGGCUCCUGGCUAAGGGCACUGAGUGAGCAGA
Messenger RNA from Kogia breviceps (pygmy sperm whale), 2452 nucleotides. Lineage: Eukaryota; Metazoa; Chordata; Mammalia; Artiodactyla; Physeteridae. The record is from RefSeq and is a predicted model, not a curated record.